AUGGCGCAUAGCAUCGACACCGACCAUUCACCUGUGUCCUUCUCACGGCUUCCAAGGGACCUUCGAUAUUUGAUAUGGAGGUUCGCAAUUCCAGACUCGAGAAUUGUAUUCUUAAAAAAGCAUGCGAUUUCACGUUGUGAGCACGCCAUGGUUAGAGUACGCUCAGAUUUGGCUGUACCGGAUAGAUGCAAAGACGGUGCUCGCCCUGGUUCAUCCAAAAUUCUUUGUACCGGUAUGGAUGACAUACUACCGCAAGACAUCAAAGAUUUGGAAGAAGUUCGGGCACGCAUCAAGCAUGAUGAUCAAUGUGGUUUCUUGUCAAAUGCACAAAUUCCAAACUUGUUGCUUGUUUGCAGGGAAUCAUACAACUUCACCAUCAUAAAAUAUAAUCGCGCGUUUCCGUCUGUUGGAGCUUUUGCUGAGACCUACUUCGAUUACCAAAGAGACAUAUUAUUACUUUUUGGGGAACAAAUAGUAUGUGUGUGCGGCUGGCAAUGUCGUGAACCUAUGACAUCAUACGAGGCAUGUAAAAUUCGUCAUAUUGCUUUUGAACAUGAACCCAUGUUAAAAGGGUCCGCAUUUCAUCAAAACGAUAAGAUAGCCAACAAUUCCAAGCUUGCUAGACUAUUAUGUACGUUCUGCAAUGUGAAAAGUUUAACGAUUGUGAUUGAAGACUAUCGAAGUGACGAUCACGAGAAUGGCAUAGCCGAGUCUCAGAGAGAAAGUGAGCUGGUAUUCUUCGACCCAGUGAACAUCGGUGAAUCUCUGCGCAUGUUGAGUUCACCUGUAACUAAACGCAGUGAUCUUUAUGGAGUAUUGAUUCCUGAGCAUUCUUCACGAAAUACAUUAGACCUCGAUAAGGAACUUCUCUUCGAUCUUCAAUCAGAAGACGAAGCAAAAGGCUUAAUGUGGAAUAUGCCGAAAAUCAGAUGGACAAAUCUAACGACUACCACGUUCAAAAGGAGAUUCAAAAAGUUGCUAGAAGAAUACGAGCUACGUACUGGCGUGACCUGUUACAGAAUUGGAGAAAGUGACAUUCUUUAUCUGUAUUCCGAGAUCAACAGAUGA
Messenger RNA from Botrytis deweyae, 1068 nucleotides. RefSeq lists its product as uncharacterized. The coding region runs from base 1 to 1068 and encodes 355 amino acids. The transcript has a single exon. Lineage: Eukaryota; Fungi; Ascomycota; Leotiomycetes; Helotiales; Sclerotiniaceae. The record is from RefSeq and is a predicted model, not a curated record.